AUUUUUAAUUACUCUGAAUGCUAUUGGGAAAAUCUGGAUCUCAUACAUCUCAUACUGUCAUUUUAUUGGGUUAUGGAUUCUUUAAAUAAAGCUUUAAAUGUUGCUGUUUCAUCUUUCAUGUAAGAGUCAUUAUUUUCUGCAGCAACAUCCAUGAUGCAAGUGCAUAAACACUCACGUACACACACACACACAAGAAUGUUCUGAAAAAAAAAUUCAGUCAACCAGUAUUCAUAGCGCACUCAUCCCUUCUGAGCAUUUAGUGCUGUCUAUGCCUCUCACAUGAUACAGGCUUAUUGUGGGAAAUGUCACUCGAACUGCAAAGUACACAAUGGGUUGCAUAAAGUAUGCCUUACACAAUCACUAUACAAAAGGCUUUCUAUUUGCUCCAUAUUACGGAGCUGUGCCAGCCUGCACUUCACAUUUCUCACAUAGUAGGGGGAAAAAAUGUCAGGGGUUGAGCCACAAUGGGAGCCCAUAAUUUUAUUCGGAAGGCUUCCUCAAUCUCCUGUUUUCUUGCAAAACAGAUUCCUUCCCUUAAGAAUUGUAGUUGCGGCACCUCCAGUCAUUGGUUCACUCAGUAACCUGACCUGUUUCCCUGAGCCCCAAGGCACCAAAUUAAAGCAAAGAAGGGGGAGGGGUUCUUGCUUUUCUGGUUCCCAGUGUUUUUCCCUGCAGCUCCUCUGGAAAGGGCAAGUAAGGAUAGAAUGAACGUAAUCCUUGGGGGGGGGGGAGAGAAAUAAUAACAACUAAGAAUGCACCGGACAAUCAAACGCCAAACCUUUUCCUAGUCCGAGGGCAUCCAACCAAACCCCACGAAAUGCUGACAUUGGAGAGAGGAAGGGACCCCUGCAAAGCAAAUGCUUUUCCACAUUUAUAUUUAGAUUUCUGUCAUUUAUCUCCUCAGAGAUUGGGAAAUGCCUUUUGACUGACAUCAAUGCAACCGGAGGGUUUCCCAGGCUGCUUCAUGCAUGUUUUAGCUCUUUUGAUAAAUGCUGACACAUUUCUGUGGUUGCUUUGUAGGUACCUGGGUUGAGUUAAUAGGGAGAGGUUUUCUUCCAGGUAGAAGAAAAAGCUGUGGGAAAUGUGCACAAGACUCAUGAGUUACAAGGGGCCCUUCCAGGUAGAUGGCUCCUUACUGCUACCAAACAAAGGAUAUUGGACAGCUAAUUCCAUUUUGGUUUGAUUAUUUUAAAAAUAGCAAUAGAACAAAAGAAAGGUUUGGAAGAAGUCAUGUGGAGCUAGGUAAAAUUUCAUUAGCAAAGCACAGUGAAUCGUGGAAGCAGUUCUUGUUGCAUUUACAGGUUUAUCCCACAAAGGUUGACUUCCUCCUGCCCUUUCGAUGCAUAGAGGCCCCAAAUAGCUCAUAACAAAUCCUACUUCCCCGCCUGCUAUGGUAGCUCCUGGGAUCAUCAGCAGUCCUGUACAUAAUAUAUGGGGCUGCUGACAUUCUAAGUAGCCACUAGCCAGUACGUAUGCAAAUAUGCCAAUUUAGACUUCUGUUCUGGCAAAAUCUUUGUAAUCCCUUCAUCGCAAAACCCUAUUUAUAAGACCCCCAGGAAUGGGAUUAUUUGCCAAACAUGAACUUCUCAAAAGGAAAUGUUGAAUUGUGCCACUCGGGUGACCUGAGAAACCCUUGGCUUGUUACCCAUGCUAGUAAACGUCUGUUACGUCCCAGGAAGGGCGCCCUCUAGCGUAGGUCACCCACGCGGGUUCUCAUCUUACCCAUCGGUACCACAGAAUAUGAAAGAGGAACUAGCGGAGGUGGAAGGGAAGGGGACUCGAGCGCUUUGGAAAGAUGGCUGUUUUCGAAGAAAUGCAAAGAGUGACUGGAAGAGCCAUAAAAACCACAUUAGGAAUGACGGAACUUGAUACGACACGCGUGUUUGUUUCACGUCCUUGGCCGCCAGGUCUUUCGGGCGCUCUUUCCCACGCUCUUUUUUCCGCGAAGAGGCAUGAAAAAGAGCUCGCCGCUUCGCGGUCCCGGGCGUUGCACCGCGCGUGGAAGUCCUCCGCUCACAUGUCCCCAAAGAUCGCCUCUUAGAGGGAAAAGGCGGCCGCCGCCGCCGCCGCCGCCCGCGGGCCGCAGGUCUUCUCGCCAAGGGAGCGACGUGACUCCAGCCUUCCCGCUGGUUCCUUGGAGCAAGUGGCGGGCCGAGAAGCGGCCAGGACAGGGAGGGAGCGGGGGGAGGGGGAAGGAGGCCUCGCUGCCCGGAAUGGGCUGGCCGCUGCCUGGCUGGCUGGCUGCCUGGGACGCUCUCGCCCUCCCGGCAGAACCGAGUUCCAGGAACCACGAGGCGGGGCCAGCGGAUGCUCUAUAAAAGCCUCCGAGAGGCGCUCUGGCAGCUUUGUAAAGUAGGACAAGCUAAGCGCGCUGAAGCGGACCGCUCUUCGUUCCGUCUCGCCAGCAGCCGCGCUCUGCCAGCAGCUUGGAUUGCCCCCGCGAUUCUUUUCUCGCCCCCCAGGUACCCAUCCUAGCAGCCGCUGCGCUUGGCAGCAGCCCAGAUUACUUGCAAAGCUGGCUCCCUGCGCCAUGGUCACCCACAGCAAGUUCCCCAGUGCCGGGAUGAGCCACCCGCUGGACACCAGCCUGCGCCUCAAGACGUUCAGUUCCAAGAGUGAAUAUCAGCUGGUGGUGAAUGCUGUGCGCAAGCUGCAGGAGAGUGGCUUCUACUGGAGCACGGUGACAGGUGGUCAGGCCAACCUGCUCCUGAGCGCUGAACCCAUCGGCACCUUCCUCAUCCGUGACAGCUCAGACCAGCGCCAUUUCUUCACUCUGAGCGUCAAGACUGAGUCAGGCACCAAAAACUUGCGGAUCCAGUGUGAAGGAGGUAGCUUCUCACUCCAGAGUGAUCCGCACAGCAGCCAGCCUGUGCCCCGCUUUGACUGCGUUCUCAAACUUGUUCAUCACUACAUGCCCCUCCCUGAGCAACAACCAGGGCAGGCAUCACACCCUAAACGUGCCUACUAUAUCUACUCAGGUGGAGAGAAGAUCCCGCUGGUGCUGAGCCGCCCCCUCUCCUCCAGUGUCUCCACCCUGCAACAUUUGUGUCGCAAGACUGUCAAUGGGCACUUGGAUUCCUAUGAGAAAAGGACCCAACUUCCCACUCCCAUCAAAGACUUCUUGGACCAGUAUGAUGCGCCUUUCUAAGGGGCUUUUUCAGCAGGAUUAGCCCGUGACACAAGCACAAGAGCAGGACGAGGAAAGGACAGAGAUGGGAGAAUCCAGGACAAAACUCACCCUUUCCCCCCCCCCCAGCAUGUGGAUUAUGAAAGGGGCAGAGGGGCCCAGCACACAGAAUAGCCUAGGAACCUCUGCCCAGCACAGAAACUGUCUUGCUGUUGCUUGUGCUUGAUAAAAUCCCCAAAGGGGGAUUUGUGCAAGUGACUGAUGCUGUUGGACUAUUGAACAGGCUGUUGCUCCUUGACAAAACUCUCUCUCUGGCUUAGGAUGGGGAUGAUAGGAUGGUUUGCAGACUUCCUUAACCAACGGACCGUUUACAAAGAGCUGUUUGCUCUACACUGGACCAGACCACCUCUAAUGACUUUUGACCAGAACCAUUCUUCUGACAAAGGAAUGCACGCACUGGAAUCCAGCUAGUGCCUGAAAAUCAAAUGUUUUCCUCAGUUUUAAGGGGGAAAUCUUUUUUAUUACGGCUAUUGUUAUUAAUCUUUACCUCUUGCAACUUCCAGGAGGGACAAAUCUCCUUUCAACCCAAGUCUCUUCCUUGGAGGUUGUUGCCACAACAUUUUAUUCAUGGGACUAAGCCUUAAGAAGAAAUCCACAUCCUCCAUAGACUAUUAAUGAAAUACCGUCAAGAAAACACCAUUCAUUCUCUGGGCCAUCAUGCAGGCAAGGGACAUAACCCUCUGAAAUGUCUUUAUUGCUUUUUGGAACACCAAACUGAAUGUUACAUGAGCCGGUGUUUCUCCUGAGUGUUUAUUUUACCUUGACUUCUGCUCAGGCUGCUAAUUUCUUGCCUUCCUUUUUGGAGUUUUAGCUCAUCAAAAAAUGGCAUUACAUCUAUAACAGAGGUUGUGGAUUUGUUUGGGUCCUCGAUUGCACUGAGUAACUGAAAACCGUACAAGAAUGUAGCAACAAGAGAAUUACCUGGAACUCCUUAAUUUAACUUUUUUUUUUUUGUAAAAAACUGUAACCAAAAUUUUGUGGUUUCAUCUUAUUUUUGCAUAUCAGGGUUUUAGAAGGGCAGAUAAGGUUUUGUUUUUACAGAAAGAAAUGUUUACAGACCUGCCUAAGAAAAAAUUGUUCUGUCUUUUAUAAAGAUUCCACCCUUCAGCCUUGAAGGCUGUUAGACAUGCUUGAAGACUCCACCCAAAAAUUUAAACUUGGAAGAAAACUUUGCACAUCUAUUUAUAUUUAUAUUCAAGGGACUUUAAAGACAGCAUUCAAUAAUUUAUAAUAAAAAGCACUAUUUUUUAAAGUAA
Molecule: messenger RNA, 4443 nt
Organism: Crotalus tigris (Tiger rattlesnake)
Lineage: Eukaryota; Metazoa; Chordata; Lepidosauria; Squamata; Viperidae
Gene: SOCS3
Product: suppressor of cytokine signaling 3
Exons: 2
Coding region: 2531-3148 (205 amino acids)
Biological process (GO): intracellular signal transduction; phosphatidylinositol phosphate biosynthetic process
Cellular component (GO): phosphatidylinositol 3-kinase complex
Molecular function (GO): 1-phosphatidylinositol-3-kinase regulator activity
Source: RefSeq, a predicted model, not a curated record